AUGGAGCAGCAGCGCCCGCUGCCGGCGUCUACAUCGUCGCCCGUGGAGUCGGGCCGGACGAGCGGGGAAUGCCAUCGCUCGAGUUUGGACAGCGGGAGGCGGAGAACGAGUGGCGCGAGUGAGAGGGAAGUGCAGAGGGAAUUUGCGUAUGCAGCUGAUGAGAGGAAGGAGGGCAAUGCUGGUGGUGAAGGUGGUAGUGUUGCUGCAGUCCCAGCCGUGACUACACUCUCCCUCCCAACCCCCCCGGAUUCCCCCACUUCCCACUUCCCCCAUCUCCCAACACCCGGAAAACCCAUCGCCAAACGGGCACCGACGACAUUGAACAAGGCGAGGAUCCGCUAG
Molecule: messenger RNA, 342 nt
Organism: Plenodomus lingam JN3
Lineage: Eukaryota; Fungi; Ascomycota; Dothideomycetes; Pleosporales; Leptosphaeriaceae
Source: RefSeq, a predicted model, not a curated record